AUGCGCCGAUCAAGGUGGCUGGGUAUUGCCUCCUUUGGUGUCCCAGAGAAAUUGGGUUGUGGUUCCCUGCCGCUGAAUGGUCACCAAAAGGACCUGUGCAAGAAGAAGCCCUACCUCCUGCACAGCAUCCGAGAAGGAGCACGCUUGGGCAUCCGAGAAUGCCAGAGCCAAUUCAGACAUGAGCGGUGGAACUGUCUACUCUCUCCGGAUACAGUGCCUGCACUUUCCACUAAUCUUUCAUCCAUCUCCGCCUCUCCUGCUUUCUCCAUCUUUGGCUAUGAGUUGAGCAGCGGUACCAAAGAAACAGCAUUUAUCUAUGCCGUGAUGGCAGCUGGCCUAGUGCAUUCAGUGACACAUUUAUGCAGCACAGGGAACCUGACCGACUGCGCUUGUGAUUCCAUAUUACAAAACAGUGGCUCAGCCCGAGAAGGCUGGCACUGGGGUGGAUGUUCUGAUGAUAUCCAGUAUGGAAUGUGGUUGAGCAGAAAGUUCUUAGAUGGUCAAACAAAAAACAUCUCCAGAAAAGAUAGAAAUGGAUUAAUGGUCAUGAAUCUGCAUAAUAAUGAAGCAGGAAGGCUGGCAGUAGCAAAACUGAUGUCCAUCGACUGCCGCUGUCACGGCGUAUCUGGUUCUUGUGCUCUGAAAACUUGCUGGAGAACCAUGUCAUCCUUUGCAAAAGUUGGCAGUUUUUUAAAAGAAAAGUAUGAGAACAGUAUCCAGAUAUCUGACAGACUAAGGCGAAAAAUACGCAGGAAAGAAAAAAGCCAGCAGAGCAUCCCCAUCCAGAGAGAAGACUUGCUCUACAUCAACAGAUCCCCCAACUACUGCACGGAAGAUCACAAACUGGGGGUCUCUGGAACACGAGGGCGGGAAUGCAACCGCACAUCAGCCGGACCGGAUGGAUGCAACCUCCUCUGCUGUGGCCGUGGAUAUAACACACAGGUGGUCAGGCACGUGGAGAGGUGUGAGUGCAAAUUUGUUUGGUGUUGCUACGUACGCUGCAGAAGAUGUGAGACUAUGACUGACGUUCACACUUGCAAAUGAAAGUAAUUGCCUCAAAUACCUUUCCUGGCUCAAGCGAAAGAAAAAUGAACAUUUCCUCCGGAGUCCAAGGUUGGAAGCUUUUUGUUUUGGUGGAAAAAGCAACUUGGAAGACAUGGCAACAAAUCAACUGGGAACUUGUAUUUCAUGAGGAAUUGGCAUACUUGGAUGAUGCGUUUGUGUAGUUCAGUCCACAGUGGCUGUGGCUUUUCAGUAUUUCAGUCACAUGCAGUGCUUUUGUGAAUUUAAUGGCUAAGCAAAUCAGACUAGCUUAGGUUUAACAUUCAGAAGUUAAUAUCCCCUUUCAGGCGUCUUGCUCUCCUAUAUUGAGAACAUUCUGUU
Molecule: messenger RNA, 1383 nt
Organism: Pseudonaja textilis
Lineage: Eukaryota; Metazoa; Chordata; Lepidosauria; Squamata; Elapidae
Source: RefSeq, a predicted model, not a curated record